CAUGCGCAGGCGCUAGGCAGCCCAAGGCGGUCGAAAGGGGAGUUCAAGGAGACGGGGGAGACACGGCUGCGGGCGGCUCCUCGGGGUCUGGGCUACAGCCGUCAUGCCGGGGAUAGUGGAGCUGCCCACUCUGGAGGAUCUGAAAGUCCAGGAGGUGAAGGUCAGUUCUUCUGUGCUGAAAGCCGCUGCCCAUCACUAUGGAGCUCAGUGUGAUAAGCCCAACAAGGAGUUCAUGCUCUGCCGCUGGGAAGAGAAAGACCCGAGGCGGUGUUUAGAGGAAGGCAAGCUUGUUAACAAGUGUGCUCUGGACUUCUUUAGGCAGAUAAAGCUGCACUGUGCGGAGCCCUUCACCGAGUACUGGACCUGCAUCGACUACUCCAGCCUGCAGCUCUUCCGUCACUGCCGCAAGCAGCAGGCCAAGUUUGACGAGUGCGUGCUGGACAAGCUGGGCUGGGUGCGGCCUGACCUGGGGGAGCUGUCAAAGGUCACCAAAGUGAAAACAGAUCGACCUUUACCAGAGAACCCCUAUCACUCAAGACCAAGACCAGAGCCCAACCCUGAGGUAGAAGGUGAUCUGAAGCCUGCCAGACAUGGCAGCCGCCUGUUUUUCUGGACCAUGUAAAGAUGGGUCCAUGGCCCACACUCAGUCACGCGCCCAGACGACGACGGAUGAAGCUCCUGUGCAGUUUGCAUCGACCGAUAGAGUGUUCUUUCCGGGAUCACAAACGUUAACAAAAAAGUUAAUUUAUGUGACUUGGCAGUUAUUCUAUACCAUUUCCUGGCCAUUAAAAAUUUUAAAGGAAA
Messenger RNA from Equus quagga, 804 nucleotides. It is a transcript of the gene NDUFA8, whose product is annotated as NADH:ubiquinone oxidoreductase subunit A8. Gene Ontology annotation, biological process: mitochondrial electron transport, NADH to ubiquinone. The transcript has 4 exons. NCBI's taxonomy places the organism in Eukaryota, Metazoa, Chordata, Mammalia, Perissodactyla, Equidae. The coding region runs from base 104 to 622 and encodes 172 amino acids. The record is from RefSeq and is a predicted model, not a curated record.